AUGAAGGCGCGUCGCUACGAGCAGCCAUCGAAAGUCGUCGAAAAUGACAAACUUGACGUGCUCCAUGCGUAUCUGCUACUCCUGACCAAAGCUUUCGGAGAAAUCGUGACGGGAAAAGAAGCGAAAAGACUUCACUUCAUCGUCCCAAUACUUGCCUGCGUUUGUGGGCUUUUUGAUGGAGAAGUCCGGAUUCUCGCUGAAGAGACAGUUACCGGGAAACGAGUACAUGGAGACGGGUCUUUUGAAUUUGUGAUUGAACGUGGCAGUAAACGUGUGUGCAUCGUGGAGGCGAAACGAGAUGAUUUUCAGCAGGGCCUCGCGCAGGCUUACGUAGGGUGCGAAGUACUCGCAGAUGUCGAAGGAUUGACGAAGCUAUACAGCAUCGUCACAAAUUUCAAGGAAUGGUACUUCUCCAGAAGUCUGGAUGACAGAAUCGAGCGAUUUGAUGCAACGAUUAAUAUCGUGAACGACAUUCCUACGCGAGAAUCGGUGAAGAUGAUUGCAGAGAAGAUCUACUCCAUGCUGUCAGAUGAUGAUGAGCCAGCCGUGGUCUCCAACGAGGCUAUCCAAUGA
Plasmopara halstedii is the source of this 573-nucleotide messenger RNA. RefSeq lists its product as uncharacterized. The transcript has a single exon. Bases 1 to 573 code for a protein of 190 amino acids. Lineage: Eukaryota; Oomycota; Peronosporomycetes; Peronosporales; Peronosporaceae. The record is from RefSeq and is a predicted model, not a curated record.